AUGGUUCCUGCAGUGGUGGUGCCUAAAAGCUUGGCGGCCCAUUCCAGUGGGUUUCUGUCGGUGACGAUUUUCAAGUCGAUAUCUUGCAGCCGUCGGCGCGUCUUGCAUGGGGACCCCGCGGAUAGGGACACCCUUGCAAGUGGAGUGCUGUGCCGCCUGGGAGGCGCUGAUCUCUUGGGAUUUGCCUUCGAUGCAAAUUUGCUUUAUUCGGACGUUGAGACCACGCGCAAGACACCGGCCCUGCCUCCAGUCCUCUCGGCAUCUACUCGGGGCGGGCGCGGAUUCCUCAAGCUUGCUGUGGUCGUGCGCUGCCCUAUCAUCACCGGCGCGCCGAGUGCUGGCAGUAUGCUGCGCAGCAGUGAUCGGCGACUUCCGCAGCAUCGCACGAUUAACGAAAGACCCGACGCAUACCGGCCUCCAGCGCGCGCUCAUCCAAUGGCGGAUGGCUGCACCACCAGGCUUCUCACAGAUGCGCUGCCCAGGAAUGCGUCAACCUUCUUCCUUCUCCUCCUCUUUACCCUCCUAACGCUGUCGAUGAUGGCGCCUGUUGCGUAUGCCACAGAGGCCUGCCUGCGAUCGCCAGAGUCGAUCAAGUACGAUUCCCCCCUGCCCCAAACGUACAGCUUUUGGCCUCCUGUCAACAAGACUGAAGAAGGCCUCGGAUGGAUCUACAAUGCCGCGGACGCCAUUGGCGGCUUCCUCAUCCCGAUGCCCAAAAUACCCGCUGCCAUGUUGACCGAGGAAAUUUUCACGGCACCAGCCGACUUCGCCAGAUACAGCUUGCCAAAUGCGCUGCGCGAGUUUCCUCGAUUCGUCAUGGCGGCCACGUUCGGCAUUUCUCUCGCCUUGGUGUUCCCCGUCUUCGGCUGCUUACUGCUCACGUGCCGCUGCUGUUGUGGAACCUGCGGAGGAGCCAGCGACGCGUUCGAGGGAGAGAGGGACCACGUGUGGAAGUGCCUCUGCUUCUUUAGCCUCGGAAUCUGCUGCGCUCUUAUGACAGCUGCUGCAGGGUAUGCCAUCCUGAGCGACCUCUACAUGUAUACGGGCAUCACCAACCUGCUUCCUCACGUCAACCGUCUUCUUAGGGACGUGGAGACCCUCUACAACAAGACUCAAGAUGAAAUCGACACCCUCUUGAUGAAGGAUUUCAGUAUAUUCGAGAUGGAGAUGGGACAGAGACUGGACAGCUGCGUGAAGCUCAUAGCGGAAGACAGUGACAAAGGUACAAGCGGUGCUGUUUCUCCCCUGCUCGCCGUGGAAAAGCUAAUCAGCCACAUCGCCGCGAUGAAGAAGGCAGCAGAAAAGGCGAGAGAGUCAGCGCUGCACCUGGCAGACAACGUUUCCAGACUUGCAGAGGCGUUGACCUUUCCCACAACAAUGUCCCACGUGUUAAAAGUCAGCGAAAAGUGCUUCGCCCUGGUCCCAAGGCCUCCACCCUGUGAACCAGUCCUGGACGCUAAGGCACUUCUAAACGUACAGUCUGGCUAUCUACCUAUGGCCUCCGGUGUGCUAGACGUCCUCAGCAACUACACUGCCCAGCUUACCGCAAUCGACGCUGCUGCCCAGAAAGCUCAAGUUGGACAGGCCGCACAGGUGCCAAACUCGAAAGCUCAGUUUCUUCAGGCCGCUGGCGUAUCUGUUCAACAGGCCAAGGAUUACAUCCGCCAGCUUGGAGAUCACCUUGGAGACGAAGCCAAUUUGUUCUAUAUCGACCUGUUGGAGUUUCCGGAGGUACUUGCGCAGACUGUCCAAGAGAAGCUGGGAAAGCCUUAUAGGGCGGCCGAACCAUAUCUGGCAAUCUACACAAUCGUCAAGCUUGGCAUUAUCGGCGUGCUCAUAGUCUCCAUGUGCGCCUACGUGCUCGGUCUCCUCGUGGUUGCAUGGGGCCAGCCAGCCGGCUGCUGCAACUAUCGCUCGGGCCGUUGGUGCUUCUCUUGCGGAGCCUGCCUCUUUGUGCUGCUGUUCGGGUUCAUUGCGUUGGGAGCCACCGUGGGCCUGCUGGGCUCCAUCCUGGUCUCGCGGUGCGGCUGCACGCUAGCCGAACACCUCGGCCAAUCAGUCCUCGUCGAACCCAUCAGGUUUUUCCAGGCGGUGGUGAAAGAGCGUAUAGGAGGCGAUAUCCUAAUAAAGGUCUCCACAGCGGUGAGCGCCGAAUACAUGGUCGGGGCACUGGCACGCUUCGACGAAUGCGAGGGCACCAACGUCAGCGCUUACCGCAUAAUGGGCGAGCCAUUCGUCCGCAACUUGUCUGCGGCCUUCGGCAGCGAGAAGGAGGUGGCCUUCCUCUGGGAAGGCUUCAACUGGACGCAGCUGCAGGAGGAGCUCGACGGCAUUGCCGGUCCUCUCGGCGGCGGGGCGGACGACGCCAGCAAGUUGCAGGACCUGGCGAAACUACUUAGUCCUUUGUUGAAUUUCUCGCUGGAUAUUCCAAAACCCCCAUCAGAGCCGGAUCUCAGCACACAGGUGCGUACAAUUAACACAAAUACUGAUAAUGCUGAGAAACUCAAGCAGGCCUUGGAAGAUAUGAAGCCAGUGGCAGCAGCUGCCGGUCUGGAAGCAGAUGUGAUAAGUGGGCAAACAGAAGUGGACAAUAUUAUAUUGAAAUUUCAGCUGUGCACAAAGGCGAAGAACAAGGUCGUCGAGAACCUGGAAAGCAUUGAAGAUCUUGUGAAGAUUAAUGGACGACCUGCAGACGACUUCAAGGCGGAAACCAUCAAAACCUUGGGAGACAAGAAGGCGUCGCAUGAUCAGCUAAACAAGGCGAACGCAUUACUUGAAGAACGCAAGCGCAGCCUGUCUGUCGUGGUUAAAGGCUACUCCGACUACGUCAUCUACAAGAUCAAAGAGGACUUGGCGAGGUGCCCUCCAGCUUACACCAUGUACUCUUCGUCUCUAGUGGUCGUCUGCAGUGGCGUUGUCCACCCUUUCAUGGGGUUCUGGUUCUGCGUAGCCACGUACCUCGCUAUAGGAAUUCUGGCGAUGUUCAUGGCCCUUUUCAUGUCCACGCUGUACUCUAGAAAGCCCAGACCAAAGCCUCCAGUGACUGAGCCUGAGGAGCUCUUCAGUCCUCCAGUAAGUCCGGAUGUAUUUUCAAAGCCCACCUACAGCACGUCCAUGGAAUCCGUGGCAACGAAGCCUAGCAAGAAGAAACGGAAGCCAAAGAAGGCACCACCUUCAUCGAGUUCGUCAAGCUGCAGCUGCGUGUACACCGAUACGCCAACGCCAGAACCGGGACCAGCAGCAAGGAAGAAAAGAUUUAUUGAUUACUACGAUUGUUCGCCAGACGACGACGAUUUCAAUAUAUAUAUCAAAAUAAUGAAGGCGCACGGACACGAAGAGAAACCAGAGUCCAAAAUCAAAGACCAAGCAAAACCAGAGAUUGAAGUAAGUUCCAGUGGAGAUAUCUUCAUCCGGUACGAUGACGGGAUCAAUGUAGAGGCUAAGAAAAGCCCGAAAGGCGAAAGAGAAGAGGACAAACAAAAAGAGAAGGAAGAGCGUAAAGGGAAAUCUGGCACCAAUGAAACGCAAAUAGGCAUGCACGAAGAUGACCACCUUGAUAAGACAAAAGCCAUGACCAAGAAGGAAGCCUCCGCAGCAGCUGGAAAAAGAGGAAACGGACGGGGUGAACGUUCCCAGAAAAAAGAACUAUCGCGAAAAUUAAGCUCAGCUGCCCACGGAGAGAAAAUGCCCGGGCUUGACGGGAAGAAAGCGAAGGAAACGAAGGGCGAAAGUUCACCGAAAAUGGAAGAGGACGCCCGGCAGUCGAGCUUAGACACGCACGCCGAAAGGGGCGUGAAAGGAAGGAAGGGCGGCCAGCUGAAGAAGGCGAAGCGAAGCUUGUCUUUAGGUGGUCACGAAAGCAAAGAAAGUCAUUUGGAUGGAAAAAAGGGAAAGGACAAUGCGGCAGCUGCGCCUAAAGACAAGAAGCACACAGAUCUAAAGGAAUGGGGUGAAGGGGAAGACUCGAUCCAGUCCAAGCAUAAGGACAAAGGAGAAAAGAAGGGAAAUGCGGAAGAAAAAGGAGAAGGGACGAAGCAGAAGCAAGGUGGUUCCCGUCGUAAAAAGUCAACCACCGAUGUGCGAGCGCUCCUCUACGAGCCUCCACAAAGCGGAGUUGCAAGAGCUCUCCGCGCCAUAUCCCAGAGGGCGCUGCCACGUGACCUGGGAUCCAGUGUGCUUAACAGCAUCACCAACAGUAGCGUGAACCUGGCCAGAAGUCUCUUCAGCCGCUACCAGAACGUGCGAGGUGACUCUGAGGAGGAAGACCAAUCACCAGAGCCGUUUUCGCCUUGACCCUCGUGGCCAAUGUGCGCCAGUGUGCUAAAGGACAUGCGACCGGCGCCACGAGGAGAUAUAUUACAAAACAUAUUAACAUCUUGGACAAACAAAACAUCUUGGACUUUUCUUUGUUGCUUCGGAUAUGCGUAAUAUAUGAAAAACGGACUACCUUUUGCGCCUUAUGAUCAACCCAGCUACCGUAGACCAGGUCACCGAGUGUGUUUUUUUUUUUCUGAAAGACAAAGUACUAUAUUAAGGCGAAAAGAUGUCAACGUAUUUCUUGAACUUGUUUACUUCUGUCUUCAAUAGUCUCAUGCUAUUUCAUUGUGUCAAAACUAUUAGUCCCUUAAAGACCAGCAGGUUCAUAAACUCUAGAUCCCAUUCGUUAUAUUCGUAGUUUAUACGGCCAUCAUCGUACCACCAGUUUGCGAUACUUCUUACUGUUGCUGCAUGAAAUGGCAAUAACAUAACGGAACAUCAGUUCAUCACUCGCAAUAAAUACCUCGUUCGGUCUAUAA
This is a messenger RNA of Dermacentor albipictus, 4796 nucleotides long. RefSeq names its product prominin-like protein. The record is from RefSeq and is a predicted model, not a curated record. Gene Ontology annotation, cellular component: membrane. Lineage: Eukaryota; Metazoa; Arthropoda; Arachnida; Ixodida; Ixodidae.